CCGGAGAGGGGAGAGUGUGUCUGUGCCCCGGCGGCAGCGGUGGGGACGAUGAUGCCGAGCGGGCUGGCUGUGGCCGUGGCCGUAGCCCUGGCGCUGCCCUCCGUGGCCCUGGAGAACGGGCUGGCGCGCACUCCCCCCAUGGGCUGGCUAGCCUGGGAGAGGUUCCGCUGCAACGUGGACUGCCUGGCGGAUCCCCACAACUGCAUCAGCGAGAGGCUCUUCUUCGAGAUGGCAGAUCGGCUGGCACAGGAUGGAUGGAGAGUGCUGGGAUACCAGUACAUCAACAUUGACGACUGCUGGUCUGCCAAGCAGCGGGAUGCAGCAGGACGGCUGGUUCCCGAUCCCGAGAGAUUUCCUAGUGGAAUUAGGGCUCUGGCUGACUAUGUCCAUGCCAAGGGCCUAAAGCUGGGCAUUUACGGCGACCUGGGCAACCUCACCUGUGGGGGCUACCCGGGCACCACACUGGACUAUGUGAAACUGGAUGCCCAGACCUUUGCAGAGUGGGGUGUGGAUAUGCUAAAACUGGAUGGGUGCUACUCAUCAGAAGAGGAGCAAGCAAAGGGCUACCCAGAAAUGGCGAGGGCUUUGAACGCCACCGGCCGCCCCAUUGUCUAUUCCUGCAGCUGGCCAGCAUACCAGGGGGGGCUCCCCCCCAAGGUGAACUACACCAUCCUGGCAGAGGUCUGCAACCUGUGGCGCAACUAUGAUGACAUCCAGGACUCCUGGGACAGCGUACUUUCCAUCCUGGACUGGUUCUUUGCAAACCAGGACGUGCUGCAGCCGGCAGCUGGUCCUGGUCACUGGAAUGACCCCGACAUGCUCAUCAUUGGAAAUUUUGGCCUUAGCUACGAGCAGUCACGCUCUCAAAUGGCCUUGUGGACAGUGAUGGCAGCUCCUCUCCUCAUGUCCACGGAUCUCCGCACCAUCUCCCCAAGUGCUAAGGAGAUCCUGCAGAACCACCUGAUGAUCCAGAUCAACCAGGACCCCCUGGGAAUUCAGGGGCGCAGGAUUGUCAAGGAGAAAUCCCUCAUCGAGGUGUUUCUGCGCCCACUGUCCCAGGCUGCCAGCGCCCUUGUCUUCUUCAGCCGAAGGACAGAUAUGCCCUUCCGCUACACCACCAGCCUGGCCAAGCUCCACUUCCCUGAGAAUGCUGUGUAUGAGGUAAAAGACGUGUACAGCGGGAAGAUCAUCAGUGGCUUAAAGACAGGAGACAACUUCUCAGUUGUUAUUAACCCCUCAGGGGUGGUGAUGUGGUAUCUCCGUCCCACGGCACUCCCAGUGCAACCCUGGCACGUGGUCAGAGAGCAAGCCCACGGCGAGGGUCUCCACCCCAUCCUCCUGUGAUGAGGUGCAGUGGGUGGGAUGUGGGCCAGUGCCAGGGUGAGCUGGGAGACCCUGGGACACGUGGCUCUUCACUGCACAAGUGCCUUUUGCUGGUGUGCCCAGCAGUGCUGGCACCAUUCCUUAAUACCAGCUUGAUGAUGUCUGCUUAGUCUGUGUAAAUCAGGAACUCUUGUUACCCGCCUCCUAAGGGUGUGCAGAGCAUAAUUCCUCAGUGAUUGCAAAGCCCUUUGAGAUCCUCCUGUGGAAGAUGCCAUAUAAGCAGAAUCCGGCCACUGUUGGAGUUUGACAGCUCUGACACCUGAGAACUUCCCUCCUUUGAGCUGGGUAUCACUGACCAUUGCAGGGGCUGUUUAAACUGUACCUGUAGAAGGGCUUUGGAUGCUUUAGCAUCUUCUAGUGUUGCGACACCCACUUCUCCCUUCACCCCUCUCCUUUCAAGGCCCAAAUGUGUGAUGGCGUUAAUCUCAAGGGUCAGACCUAGUCCCCUUGCUUUUGCUAUAAUCAGCUUGGCUUAGAGUAAGGGGUUGUCAAUAGGGCUGCAUCGCUCCCACAUACCCCCACCAGUAUAAAGAACUUCUGGAGGCAAGAUGGUCCUCUGCAGAGAGGCUUUACUUGCAGGCCUGAUCCUGCUGCCAGGAUCCUAGAGGCCAGCACUACUGCAGCCUAGCAUCCAUGCUAGCAUUGAAUUAAAGCCCCUCUGGUAGAAGUUUACAGCAGAGAAGAGCAAAAACCUCCAUGAGCUAUGCAUGACCCCAGCAGCCAUGCUGUGGUACAGCACCAAAAAUAGAAGAGCCAUAGCAUGUUGUGUAGAAGUGCUGGGAGGAUGCCAGUACUAGAGGUGGUUACCAGUGCCUCCAAGUUGCAAGUUGCAUCCUCUUUCUAGAAGGAAAUUCCUGCUAGGAGGCAGCUCAGGUCCUACAGCAGGUUUAACACUCAGGGUUUCUCAGGGAAAGGCUCCUCCUUCUCCCAAAGGCAGCUACAUCCACAGUUCCAUCCUGAGGAGGAGCCUGCACUAAUAAACUGGAAGUGAGUGGUGGGACAGACUCCAAAGCCCUCAACUGCUUCACCUUCAUACAGCACACAUCCUACAGAAGAGUUUAGGUGAGACAUGGCCUACCCCAUCUUCCCCAGAGAGGGGUGCAGCAUUCAUGAAGCUUGCAGCCCAGGGAGACUGACACGAGAUUAAGCUGCAGACUUGGGAAAUACCACAUUUUAGAUUAGGGAAAAAAAGUUCUGGUUUUGUUCAUCCAUCUGAUGAGUUCCUGGUCAUCUGCCCACUCUGGUUCCUGCAGGACCAAAUGGCUGAUUCUUGCCACUUCCAGAAACUUUCUCUGAGUGCAGCAUCAAGUGAACACAGUGACUGCAGUGCUGUUAAGGAAGGACUUGCUAACAAACAAGGAGCUGGCUUUGUUCAUGGGAAGUGAUUGAGGCAAAUAAAUUGAAAUAAAGGGAAGCAGAUCACACA
Molecule: messenger RNA, 2809 nt
Organism: Myiozetetes cayanensis
Lineage: Eukaryota; Metazoa; Chordata; Aves; Passeriformes; Tyrannidae
Gene: NAGA
Product: alpha-N-acetylgalactosaminidase
Exons: 8
Coding region: 49-1344 (431 amino acids)
Biological process (GO): oligosaccharide metabolic process; glycosylceramide catabolic process; glycoside catabolic process
Cellular component (GO): cytoplasm
Molecular function (GO): alpha-galactosidase activity
Source: RefSeq, a predicted model, not a curated record